Messenger RNA from Nelumbo nucifera (sacred lotus), 1581 nucleotides. Its product is annotated as Transcription elongation factor (TFIIS) family protein. The record is from RefSeq and is a predicted model, not a curated record. Lineage: Eukaryota; Viridiplantae; Streptophyta; Magnoliopsida; Proteales; Nelumbonaceae. Gene Ontology annotation, cellular component: nucleus.
UUCUGUUCCUUCUCACACCCUAUUAAAUUAAAUAUAAAAAUAAUUUUUUUUAAUAAAUUAAUUAUAAGCUUCUUUCUCCAAUCUCCACGGCCUUUUCCCACCGAAUCUCGAAUACCCAUCUCGGCCAAAAGCUUCUUGGAAGAUUUCUGCUUUUGGGUCUUUGAACAGCUCUGGAAUUUAAGGGAUUAUGGCCGGUUUCGAUUUGAUCUUCUCAAGAAAUUGAAGAAUAUCUUACUUGAGAAUCUAAAGCUUUCUAAAAUCACACUUUGACCGGGGAAAACCGGGUGAAAUCCUCAGAUUUGAGGCUCCGUCGAGUCUCAGUCAGCUUUAAGUCCUUUAGAGAAUGAAUUUUGAUGAUUUCAGAUCGAUUUUGAGAAAUUCUGGCGUAGAUGUGUGGACGUUCAUUGAUACGGCGAUUUCUGUUGCUUCUUUGGAUUACAAAAAUGAAUUGAAGGACAGGCGAGACGGAAUCAUUGAGCGGCUUUACGUGCCAUUUGUUUCAGGGUGUCAGAACUGCAAUCUUGAUUCAACAAGACAAAACUGUCACGAAACUAAAAAGAAGGUACAUCAAACAAGGACAGAGGCUUCCAUUAUAAAAGAGAGUUCUAGCAUUGAAGGAAAGAGAGGUUCUCCAUCAACUCCACAAUCCAAUAGAGAUGAAGAUCAUGAUCGGAGCUAUGGACAUCCAUUUGAUGAUGAACAAACUAAGAUUCUGGCUAUCAAGGAACAUCUUGAAGACCCUGAUCAGUCUGAAGACUCUCUAGUUAAUCUGCUACAAGAUCUUGCAGACAUGGAUCUAACAUUUAAGACUCUCAAGGAAACUGACAUUGGAAGGCAUGUAAACCGUUUGCGAAAGCAUUCAUCUAAUGAAGUAAGGAGAUUAGUAAAGCAGCUUGUCAGGAAGUGGAAGGAAUUAGUUGAUGAAUGGGUAAAAUCAAAUACACCAGGAGAAACUGCAGCAUCUACACUAAUUGCUGAUGGAGACUCCCCUCAACAGAACCCCUCAAAAGGUGCCCAAAACAGUCAUCACCAGGUUCCUGAUGUUGCAUAUUCUCCAAAUCCACAUAAUGGGAGCUCCAGUUCAGAUAAGAACAAUUCAGAAUCAGAACGGAAGGAGAAAAUAAUUCCUCGAAGAGAACCUCAAAUGAGGCCAACUCAAUCUGUCCCUGCAUCCACUUCUGUUCCUCCAAAUAAACAAAGGGAACAGAAGGAUAGCUCCAUCGAUCCUGAAAGGCUUGCUUCAGCUAGAAGACGACUUCAUGAAAACUACCAAGAGGCUCAAAAUGCAAAAAAGCAAAGAACAAUUCAAGUGAUGGACAUUCAUGACAUUCCAAAACCGAAGAACUCCUUCUUUGCAAAGAACAAAGGCGGUUUUCAAGCGAGGCACUGGUGAAUAGACACUAUAUAAAACAUAUAAUGCUUUUGGGUGACCAGAAACUAGUUUACCCUGUAACUAUUUUUUUCUUAAAUUUUCUUUGAUCUUUCUCAUCUCUCAUGCUAUCCCUGGUUUUGAUAUCGGAUUCUUCCUUCAAAUUUGUUAAAAAUAAAUUUCAUUUAGAAAAUUGCCAAUUUUGAGGAUCA